UAUCAAUAGACAAAUCAACCGUCUGCUAAAACGAGGAUAGCGAGUGUGAACCUUGUGUCCAGCGCCAGCAGCUUGAAAUGGCUGUGUACUGUAAUGCGACUACAGGAGAGGAGCUCAUGGUGUUUUGUCCACAGAUUAUCACCUUCAGCAAGUAUGGUAACUACGAAGUGACGAGGAUCGAUGACAAGACAGUAUCCUUUAAAUGCCUAAGAAACUUUCACUAUGUGUCCGGGGAUCAAAUCCGCCAGUGCCUACCCAACAAGACGUGGAGCGGCAUGGAUUAUGUGUGUCAUGUGGAUAGAUACAUGGAGCGGUACCUGCUCAGUUCCAUCAUAGUCCUGUCUAGUGUCUUGUUUUCCCUCAUCUUCUUUGGGGUAGAUUUUGGCUUCUUUGUCACUCGCAGGACCAAAUCAAGAAGAGAAUCCUACAGGCGAUUUUGUCAACAAAUACAGCGUAUUGCUACACAAAGGUGUAACAUGGCGACUAACUUUGAGAGGCUACAGCAAGGCUCACCUUUUACAAGCACGACCAGGGUCACAGGAACCUUCUUUCCUGUAUCGUCACCUAUGAGUCGCAGUUACGAGCAGAUCUCUUCUGAGGACAAUGAGUACAACAGCUACGGCCUAAACUACAUCUCGUCACUAUUGUCCUUCACCUCCACCAACAAAAGCCUCAACAGCAUCAGCAGCGGUGCCAGUGACUCCACCGACGCCAGCAAAGGCCAUCAGCAUCCGGGCAACCAUAAGUAUAAAGAGGAGGAAUUUAUUGGAAUAGGCCGUCCACGGAGUGGAGCGAUAACCAAGCUGAAUAAAGACAAGAGGAUGUCAAAUAAGACUCACACCCGUGUACGGAAUGAGAACUACUGGAAGCUCCCGCCCAUGAUGCGCAUGCACGCCAUCGACAAGUCGGACACACACGAUCUGGCUCCCAAGUGGACACAAAAGGGUUACAAUAAGAGCCAACGUCCCUCUCAAGAGCCUAAAGACAAAUGAACAACCCCCCCCCCCCCCGAAGAGACUAAAGAAAAAUGACCACAUUCCUUCCAAGAGCCUAAAGAAAAAUGACCACAUUCCUCUCAAGAGCCUAAAGAAAAAUGACCACAUUCCUCUUAAGAGCCUAAAGAAAAAUGACCACAUUCCUCUCAAGAGCCUAAAGAAAAAUGACCACAUUCCUCGCCGAGCCUAAACAAAAAUUACCACAGGCUAGGUGGCCAUAUGUUAUGUAGCCAUAUGCUAGAUGGCCAUAGUUUGUGUGGCCAUAAUGUUAUGCCAAAGUCUAGGUGGCCAUAUAUUAUGUGACCAUGUAUUUUCCCGUUGGUUUUUAACAUUUCUAGUUUGUAUUAGUGUUUCUUUACACAUGUAAGUCCCAUGCCUUGUUACCAUUUUGGUCAUUGUAUUAUGUGUUGUAUUUUUAUUGAAAAAUUUAUUAAGACAAUUUUUGUUUGUAAUCAAUUUAGUAACAAUUUUAAUGAGUAUAUUUAAACAUUAGAUGCAUUUAAAAUGUUUUAUUCAGUUAAUUGGAAAAUAUAAUUAUAAAAUUAGUUGUCGUGUAUGUCUUUUGCUGAAAAUAUAAGUAUAAAAAUGUUAAUUGUUAGAUUUAAAAUUAUAUUUUAUAUGUCAAUGAAUC
Messenger RNA from Physella acuta, 1626 nucleotides. RefSeq lists its product as uncharacterized. Lineage: Eukaryota; Metazoa; Mollusca; Gastropoda; Physidae. The record is from RefSeq and is a predicted model, not a curated record.